UCGUUCAAUACUUCUCAAUACUCCCGGAAUUUUUUCAAGAAGACACCAGAAGAUGAACUUUACACAUACUUAUCAAUUUACAAUUCAAUUUUGAAUUAUGUCCAGACAGUUUUUGAAAAGGUAUAAAGUGAUAAAAAAAAUUGGCGAAGGUUCCUUCUCAGAAGUAUUAAAAUGCCAGGAUAAAAUAUCCGGUGGACUGUUCGCAGCAAAACGUUUGAAAAAAACUUAUUUAGGAACUGAAAUUUGGGAUUGUACAGAAGUCAGUACAAUGAGGAAAAUCACAAGGCAUCCAAAUGUUUUGUAUUUAAUCGAAUUUAUCUAUGACCCAUUGCCCGGAAGGGUAACUUUGAUUUUUGAAUUAAUGGAUAUGAGUCUUUAUGACUUGGUGAAAGGAAGAAAAGGACAUGCACUUCUGGAACAAAAAGUUAAACUAUAUUUGUACCAAUUAUUGAAAGGCAUCGAGCACUUACAUAAACAUGGAAUUUUUCAUCGAGAUAUCAAACCAGAAAAUGUACUUAUGAAGGGAGAUUGUAUAAAGUUAGCUGAUCUUGGUUCCAUACGAGGAAUUUUUACCAAACCACCAUAUACUGAUUACAUUUCUACCAGAUGGUACCGUGCACCAGAAUGUUUAUUAACAUCUGGUUUUUAUGGACCCAAAAUGGAUGUUUGGGCAUCGGGCUGCGUAUUUUAUGAAUUAUUAACAUUAAAGCCACUUUUUCCUGGACAAAACGAAAUAGACCAAAUUUCAAAAAUCCAUACAGUUUUAGGAACCCCUCAUGCCAGAAUAGUUGCCAAAUUUCGCAGACAUAAACCAAGAAAUUGUAGUUUCUUAUUCCCAGCAAAAAAAGGGCAAGGUCUUUUUUCAUUACUUCCUCAUGCAACUGAUGCUGGAAAAGAUGUUUUAAGAUUAAUGUUAAUUUAUGAUCCUGAGUAUAGAAUCAAUGUUAAAAGACUUUUGGAUCAUCGGUAUUUCAACGAUUUAAGAGAAGAAUCCCCAAGAGUGUCAAGAAGUGUAACACAUGCAAAUUCACCGAAAGAUCUAAGAACUCCUGCACUUUUGAGUCACACAAUGUCUCAAAAACGUCGGAAAUCGAAAAUGGUUAGAACCGAUGUUUCAAACCUGAAAUUACCCAACAUUGAAUGCAGCAGGAAUAAUUUAUUACUGAGGGAAAGCAGAAAAAUUGUGGAAAAAACAGCCAGCCUGAAAAGUGAUCAAUUAAGAAUUAGUUAUUGUAAUUUACGGAAGACAAAUUUUUCAAGUCGAUAUUACAAUCAAGGCGAGGAUUGCCAACAAAAAAACGAGUUUGGCCAUUUAUCCAACACAUCCUUGCCGCAAGAAAUAAAAUCAGAUCAUCGUCCGAUUCUUCCUGUGGAUUCAAGAUAUCAAACUCGCUACGAAUGUCAAAAAAACCUCCGAAGAAUCAAUCUCGAAGGACGAAGAAUACCCGAGUUUUCCACAAAGCGGUCAAACUUCAACAUCAAAUCACCUUUCGUAAACAGUCCGGCGAAAAAAAUGGCUAAGCACAAUCUCUGAUUCAAAGUCGAAAAUUUGAAAUUUUGAUUUAAAAAAACCAAAAAUUACAGUAUGAAACUAGAAAUUUUUAAGUGAUUAUUUUAUAUAUAUUUGCAUCGCUCUAUUAUGUGGAAUACCAUUAUACAAAACGGUUACAUAAUUUAUUUACAUUAAUA
This is a messenger RNA of Belonocnema kinseyi, 1689 nucleotides long. Its product is annotated as MAPK/MAK/MRK overlapping kinase-like. Gene Ontology annotation, cellular component: cytoplasm; nucleus. The record is from RefSeq and is a predicted model, not a curated record. Gene Ontology annotation, biological process: protein phosphorylation; intracellular signal transduction. The transcript is spliced from 11 exons. Bases 98 to 1534 code for a protein of 478 amino acids. Lineage: Eukaryota; Metazoa; Arthropoda; Insecta; Hymenoptera; Cynipidae. Gene Ontology annotation, molecular function: protein serine/threonine kinase activity; ATP binding.